CUGACAGAGAGCGGACACUCGCCCACAGUAACCGGCUCUGUAGCAGCCACUGGCUUAUCUCAUCUCGGAGGAUCGGAUCGCUUCCUCCCGUGCCAGUCCAGCGCCCGCUGACUGUUCCUGUCAUAAAUCGUCCGUAUCUCACUUUUCACUCGAGCGACAAAAAGAGAGAUGGACAAGUGUUUCACUUUCUUCGCUCUCAAGGAUCCGUCUCUAUCACAUCUUUUCCUCCGGAUCUUUGUUUCUGGACGGGAGGCUGCGGCUGCGUAAUGCCUCUCAGAAGAAGAAGAAGUAGCAGAUGUGUUGUGCAGGAUGUUCUCUGUUUGACCAUGGCCUGCUGCUGAAAGCCCUACAUUCAUGAGAAGGCAACAGAAAGAAGAUUACUGGGGGAUUAAACACAUGCACACGCGUGCACAUGCAAACGCAGGGGGGUGCUACGGUUCCGGGAUUUAACUUCCAUCCAACUGAUCUGAAUGAACUUCCCUGACUGACUGAGAGACUCCAAAGGCAUCAUGGAAGAAGAGGAGGAGCCAACAGAGGCUCGCUGAAUGUUCUGUCCGCUGACCCCACCUUCUUUCCACCUGUUUCACCAUCAAAGGCUCGGAAAGCUUUAAAUUGCAAAGCUGGCUGUCCCACAAUGUGUUGACGCUUAGCAGUAGUAUUAGCCUCACCUAUUGCUUGCAUAUAUCUGCCUACCCCUGCCCUGAUUUAUUUUUUAAAAAAGACUAGCUGACAUUCUCAUCUGGGAGAUACAGAGAAAGCUUCUUUUUUUUAUUCUGCAGCCAUAGCAGAAAAAAAAAACACAUCAAGUGUCAAGAGGAAGAUGCUGAAGAGAAAGUUAUAUUUUUAAACCUUUGCUGUGGAUGCCUUACCACCACAUGCUUACACACGAGACUCAAGGAUGACUGACAAAACCAAACCUUUGAUUCCUUUAAGUUCAGAAGUUCUGUUUUUAGCUCAAGCUCUUCUUGUUUUGGAUCGCGUCAACGACAACAAAGAAAUAUUCCCAUUGCUUUGUUGUUUAUGCUAAGAUGAGUAGCAGAUCUGAUGUGAGAAUUGCCGCAAGGAGAUAAAGACAUGUCUUAUUUUUGCUGCAGCACAUCUCUUUUCAUGAGGAUGUAAACCAGAUGUGACUUUUCCAAAAUAUUUUGGAGUAUACGAGGCCUUAACAGCGAGAAAUACAUUUGCACGCUGAGGUUCCUAAAGAAAGUGCAGAUGACGAUUCACCAGCAAAAUGUAACACCUUCUGCAUAAAACAAGAACAAACCUAUCCCCUCAAUCUGAGCUGCAAUGGCCAGCCAGGCCACCCCUAUGUUUCUCCACGGCUUCGAACUCAGCGGUCAUUUUGUUGACCCUCGACCUCUUGGCACCGGUGUCACCGGGCUGGUGCUGUCUGCUGUCGACCAGCGCACUGGACAGCGAGUAGCUAUUAAAAAGUUGUCGAUGCGAGAUGCAAUCACAGUGAAGCAUGCCCUGCGGGAGGUGAAAAUCACCCAACGACUGCACCACGAGAACGUAGUGAGUGUCCAUGAGGUCUUAGCGCCAUACGGAUGGCCGCUGCCCCAGGACCCAUCCCAGCUGAGUGCCCUGUACAUCAUCCAGGAGUGCAUGGAGACCGAUCUGGCCCGGUUACUGGACCAGGGACCACUGCCUACAAGUCAUGCCACCCUGCUGUUUUAUCAGCUGCUGAGGGGUCUAAAGUUCAUCCACUCAGCCAAUGUCCUCCACCGAGACCUGAAGCCUGCCAACAUCUUCAUCAACACAGACCAAAUGCUGCUCAAGAUCGGAGACUUUGGACUUGCCAGAAUAGUGGACCCCCAUUAUUCUCAUAAGGGCUAUCUGUCUGAGGGUUUGGUGACUAAGUGGUACCGUUCCCCCCGUCUGCUCCUGUCCCCCAACAAUUACACGAAGGCCAUAGACAUGUGGGCUGCUGGCUGCAUACUGGCUGAGAUGCUCACUGGACGCAUGCUGUUUGCAGGAGCUCACGAGCUGGAACAGAUGCAGCUGAUUCUCGACACUGUGCCCGUACUGAGAGAGGAGGACAGGCAGGAUCUCCUACAGGUGAUGCCUUCAUAUGUCAGUCAUGGAUGGAGAAUCAAGAAAUCUUUCUCUGAGCUGCUGCCUGAAGUGGAUCCUUGGGCGGUGGAUUUUCUCGAGCGCAUCUUGACAUUUAACCCCAUGGACCGUUUGACAGCAGAAGAAGCUCUGUCCCACCCUUUCCUCCAGCAGUACUCCUGUCCAGAGGAUGAGCCUGUCUCCUCGCACCCUUUCCACAUUGAGGACGAGCUGGACAGCCUCAUCACCGAGCAGAGCUUGAGCAGCAGCGACAGUCAGGCCUCCAGCUUUCACUGGGAAAGGUUCGACAACAGUUUAUCAUCCAACAUAUGGGCACCAUACUCAGACGAGAGGUGUCGGUGUUUGCCCUCUGGUCCUGCUCCAGCUGACCUGGGAGACACCACAGAUAAUGAAGAGGUGCAGCGGGACCCAAGGGCUAGUUCCAGCUCUCUGACAGAAGAGGCGCAGGUUGACCCCCGCAAAUAUUCCCAUAGCAGUUCAGCUGAGCGUUUCCUGGAGAGCUCUCACUCGUCUCUGGAGCGCGUCUGUGCUUUAGGAUACGGGGAGCUUGACUGUGGUCGCUCCUGCGAUUACAAAGUGGGCUCUCCUUCAUAUCUGGAUAAAAUUGCAUGGCGAGAGGGAAAGCCCCAGCACUACUCAGAGCCUAAGCUGAUUCUGGAUCUGUCUCACUGGAAGCGUAACACUGGCAGACUCCCCGCGCCUGCCGAGCCCAUUGGUGGCAGCAUGGAGGACCUGGGAGAGGUGAGGGUGGAGGAAGCAGAGGAAGAAGAGGAGGAAACCGGGGAUUUGUUCCAGGAAAUCACUCGCUGGGUGGAGAGUGCUCAUUCUCGUCUGCACUCGCCCAGUACCAGUCCAUUAAUGGACCACUGCUCACCCUCCUGCUACACCUCCUCUCCCCCUCUUCCGCUGUCUCCCACGGACCUCCCAGCUCCUGUCUUCCACUACAACGAACACAUCCGCCCUCCAUCAGUUGACUAUGACGAGGACAGACUGAGCCCCCUUCCUUCCAGCACAUCUUCCUCUAAUACCCUCCCCUUUCUCUUCCCAUCGUCGCCCACGGCUAUAUUUUCACCUCAAACAGCAUCACCACCACCUACUCCACUUGUGCAGCUCCCAGCAUCUCAACCGCUGUCCUCUACCUCCUCUAUAUCUCAGUCCCCUAAUGCAGACUCCACAGAGUCCCUGCCAGUCAAGCAAAAAGAGCGCUUGUUUGACCUUGACGUGUUCAUAUCCCGAGCUCUGAAGCUGGUCCGGCAGAAUAAAGAGAAAGUUCAUGUGAAGAAAGGAAAAGAUGAAGGCUGGAUGGAGGAGAGCAAAACAGCGAGCAUUAAAGGAAAGGUGCCCCGGCUUUCUGAGCACAGGACUUCCCCAUCACAAACUCCCAACUCCUAAUCUCAGUUCCAGAGUUAGCACAAAAUAACUAUAAAAUUAGUCACACUUGCAAAUGAGGGAUGUUCUGCAUUCUACAGUAGCAGCUUGUCUUUUUAGCACUCAAAAGGCUCCAAGACAAACCUUCAGUUUAAAAACAGCAGUUGUGCAGCUUUGUUCUCAGGCAAUAAAAGCUAAGAAGAAACUUGAGUAAAAUAUAAAUCAACACACUCGGCUCUAUAAAUACUAAACAUUUACUCAAUGUGAGUAGUUCUGCUUUAUGCCUGUUCCAAUAGGACGUAAAGCUAACUAUCAAUCGUUCAAGACUUGACGAUCGCUAAUGAUGCUUUGUCUUUGUUCUAAAACUUGGAUUUAAUGAGUUCACCGUUGGAAAUACAACAUAAAUAUCCCCUGAAGUCACAUCUCCUGUCAGUAAAGGUCUCUUGGUGGGUUUGUUUUUGGAAGUCAAAGCUCCGAUCUGAGAACAACAUCACACACAAGUCUGAUAAAGAAGAAUGUUUCCUAAAGUUAGAAUUAUGACUAAGAAGGUCAGAGGUCUGCUGUUAGAUUUUCUCUCACGUUGACACUGUGAUGAGAAAAUGACACUGCACCUGAGUUUUGUACAUUCCAUUGGUGUGUUCUCUUAUCGAUAGGAAGUUGGAUUUUCCGAAUUCCCAGUUGAAAUGCAACAAGAACAUCAAAAUUCUAACUGUGAAACUGUUAGAGAAUAUGUAAGCGUAGUGUUUUAAUGCAAAACAUGAAAACCAAAAACAUAUCAGUCGUAGUUAGCUCCAAAGACAAAUAGCCAGUCACUCCAGUUUUCUGACUUAAGGCUAAAACUCUCUCAAAGUAAGGCUCAAGACAAACUGAGAGCAACAUAUUAGCAAAUCAGAAAAUGUGUGAGGUUUGCUAACUGUUUUAGUUUUAACCACUGUCACAACUUAAAAAUGUUUUUGUUUUUUUCUUUUUCAAUUUUAUGCCUUCAAACUCUAAAGGUACAUGUAGUCACAAUAAGAGGUUGCACAGCAUAAUGCAUGUUAUCAGCUGACCAAGAUGCAUGCAGCUUUCACUGCGUUUAAUACACAUGACUGCCAUGUUGGAUACUCUCUCUGCCUCCCUCUCUCUCUCUUUCAGUUAGAUACUGAACUCUGGGAUGUUUGGAGAAUUACAGCUUACCCAGUCAGAAUUUUGACCCCAGUGGUUGUUGUAUAUCCGACUGGGAAUUCUGGGAAAUCUGAAUUAAGAGUACAAAAACAAGUCACAAUCUGAACAGCCUCGAGUUCAGUCUUCAUUGUUGCCACUGCAUAUAUAAAACAGUGAAGGUUGCAGGAAUAAGCUAUUAACGCUUCUGUCCGCUUGUGUCUAAUGAAACCUGUGACACACAUGCUAAUGCACAACCUCUGAUUUUGAACAUGCUCUUUUGCUAUUUAAAUUGUAACCAGCUUGUGGGGAUGUGACGUAGUGCCAAGGUUCAAGCUCCAACUUAAUCCAAUGCACGAAAUGUCACAAAAAAUUCGUCACUGAUAACAGCAAUCUUAGACUUUUAUUAUGUGCUUAAAACAUGCUGUAAUUAUCUUUCUAAACUCCAUCCUGUUAACUCUUGAAAGAAUCUGUCAGUCUUCCAACAACAUUUACCAAAUGACGACAUUAAGUGACGCAGUAAAAGCUUUUUCUAAGCGUUUGAAUGUAUUAACUAAGAAAUAACCAGACAGAGUGUGGCGUGAUCAACUGUUAAUUUUAUUUAUUGCUUCUUUAACACUCCCUCAAUGAGUUACUAAGUUUUAACAACAGAAUCUUGUAUAAAGUUAUGUUCAUAUUGGAUUUUCAAGUACAUGUAAUAUAUCACUAGACAUUUGUGUGGCUAAAACAGUUCUGCAAUAUUUUCUAAAUAUUAGAAAGAAUGAUCUUUUUAAUGAUUUUGGAGUUAGCUAGGAUUUUGAUUGAAUUUGGAGUGAGCUAAUCUAUGGUAGUACUUUAUGAUUCUUCUGCCAGCUGGACUCAUUUUUAAACACGUGUAGUUUGUUUCCUGCCCGAUGUACCAAAUCUGUUCCACAAUGAAAACACAGUUUUCUUCCACUGCUACGGGCCUAAAUACCUUCUGCUCACUUCAAUGUUAGCAACAAAAAGCUGUAGCAUGUAUAAAACUUAUCUAUAAUUUGGGAAAUGUAGAGUCUGCCAAGUAGCUCUAUUUAUAAUGUACAAUUUUUUCUGAACCCUUUUAUAUUUAUUAGGUUGUUACUGUAGAUGCUUCUGUUUUGCUUGUUUUUUAAAUAGUAUUUUGGCUUUUUUAUUUCUCUCAGCCAAGUCAACCAUACUGGAAAACACACAGCACCCUGCACACUUACUGGCAACCCCCUAAAAAUAUCUUCUUUUUUUUUUUAUCAAUUUAAUAUUGUAAUAUUGACUUGUUUCAGCUAUAAUUUUACAGUAGGACAUCUUAACAUGCGUGAUGCCAAUAAUUGUGGAGGGUGGUGCUGCUGAGAUGUGCUGUAUGGCUGUUGAAAACAUUUUCAUACAUCCUCUGUAAAUGGUUGUAACAAUUUGAAAUGCAAUGCCUUGCUGUGAAGUUAUCGUUAUCUGUUUGCAGAGUGCAGUUACACCUGUCCUGGAGUAACCCUGUACCAGAGGUAAAACUCUGAGAUCAAAAUACACUGCCAGCAAUUCUGCAAAACAAGCAUGUUUAGUCAUAUGUUUGUCUUUCACUGAAUGACUACUUUAUAAACCACAGUGAUAUUGCUGUCAAGCAGUGAGUUUUGUAUCAAUCUGCUCAUUUUAUGCACACUAUAACCUGCAGGUAGUCGAGUAUUUCCAAAGGAUACUAACACAAGAUAUACUAUCAGUACAACCCAGAGAAACAGCAGUCAGACCACAUAUUUCUGUUGUUAAAUUUACAGUAAAGCACACGUGGAAUAUGAAGCACAUUAACAAAGGCAGCAUUUGGUCACCAUCAACAUUACGACUCUGUAUUGUCUUCUUUUGUCAGCAAUGUACCUCUCAACAUUGCACAACAAAAACCUUGGCAUAUUUAGAGCACUCAAAGAAAGUAAAAACUGCACGUUUCUGAUCCAAUAGUAGAUAAGUUGGUCUACACUCUGACUUUUACCACGUCUUAUAAUCUACAUUUGUAGCGCAGUUUAUUUCAGAGGCUACCUAAGCCAGCAAUAAUACCAUUUAUUGAGUGACACAAACACACUGAAACACAUGUGGUUACUGAGCCAAAAGUAAAAAUCCUUAUUCUAUCAAGCAAUGUUGAAAAUGUGCCUCAGUACACCUCGAUGCUUCCAGCUUGCUGAAUGUAAAAUAUGCCCUCAUCUCUGUAUGGCUAUGCAGGUAGCUUAAUCCAUGUCUUAACGGUGUAUGUCUCUGUGAAACGGUAACAAAUUCUCUGGUUUCUUAUUCCGUAUUUAUCAUACUUAUGCUUCAGGGGGAUUUCAGCCUUUCAUUUGAGAAGAUCUGUGGGAAUUUUAUUGUAUUGGAUUGAUAGCAUCUCUUUUGAGUGUCAACCUUUGUUGGAAAAUUAAUAAAAGAAUGUUGAAAACAGA
Poecilia reticulata (guppy) is the source of this 6983-nucleotide messenger RNA. It is a transcript of the gene mapk4, whose product is annotated as mitogen-activated protein kinase 4. Gene Ontology annotation, biological process: protein phosphorylation. Gene Ontology annotation, molecular function: ATP binding; MAP kinase activity. NCBI's taxonomy places the organism in Eukaryota, Metazoa, Chordata, Actinopteri, Cyprinodontiformes, Poeciliidae. The record is from RefSeq and is a predicted model, not a curated record.